CCUCCAUCACCUACGAAUUAAACAAAGUCACGUCCUCCUAAACCCAGCUAUCUCUGCACGUGGCACUCUCUCAUUGGCUAAACCACCUCCCUACAACAAAACAAAAAAAUAAUACACACCGAUAGAUUGUGCGCCCCACAAAUCUCAUCUGCUGUGAACUCACUCUAUUCCUUUCUUCCAUCAGACUAUACAUACAGAACUUCCUGUAUCUAUAAUACAGUACAAUAUUUACAGUCGUGCGUACAACAACACCACCUAGAAAUGGUGAAGUUGAGCUGAACCUUGGAGAUGUGCGAAAAUCGAGGUAAAGAUUACUGUCUACGUAAUGCCUACGUCACCACCUGAAGAAAACCCUAGCCCAAACCCUAAAUCAUCAUCGGCGGCGCCGCCGGUGAGGAAACGGCGGUUGAGCUUAUCGGAGAUAUGGUAUAACAAGGAUUCACAAGCGUUGAAGCAAUUAGUGCUUCAAAUGCGAGCUCAAUCAUCGGUUUCAAAUUCAACUACUCCACCUUCUGAAUCCGAAUUAUCUGAAACCCUAACCCUAGACGACCCGGAACCGACCCGGUUCAGUUCCGGACCCGAUUGUACGGCGUUGCUUUCUGAUAAGUUGUUGCUGAAUGUGCUUUCCAAGGUUGAAGAAAAGCAGCAUGUUUCGAAUUCGUUGGUUUGUAAGCGUUGGUGUAAGCUUAGUGGGAAGUUGGUUAGGUCUAUUAAGUUGUUAGAUUGGGAAUUUUUGGAAUCUGGGAGGCUUAGUUAUAGGUUUCCUGGUUUAAUUGACAUUGACUUAAGUCGAGCGUGUGUCGAAUCCAGGAGGAAUUCGGGGAUUGUGAUGAGUCAUAGGCUCGUUUCGCUGCAUUUGGGUUCGGGUUUUAUUGAUGGAGGGUUUGUUAGGAAAGAGGGGUUUUUGAGGAAAGAUGUGGUUGAUGGAGGGGUUAAGGUUUUAGUCGAGGGUUGUGUUAAUUUAAGGAGAAUAGUAUUGAUGAAUGCAAGUGAAGAGGGGUUGAGUUGUUUGGGCGAAAAGUGUGAAACUUUGCAGGAAUUGGAAUUGUAUUUCAUUGAUGACUUUGCGUUGAAGGGGUUGUUUGGUUGUAGGAAUUUGCAGAUACUGAAAUUGGUUGGUUGCAUUGAUGGAUUGUAUAAUUCCAUGGUUUCGGAUAUUGGGUUGACCAUUUUAGCUCAAGGGUGUAAGCGUUUACUGAAGCUUGAGCUGGUCGGAUGUGAGGGAAGUUAUGAUGGGAUUAAAGCAAUUGGACAGUGCUGUCAGAUGUUAGAGGAAUUGAUACUUUGUGAUCAUAGGAUGGAUGGUGGGUGGUUGUCAGCUUUGUCAUAUUGUAGGAACUUGAAAACUUUGAAGCUUCAGUGUUGUAAGGUUUUAGAUUCAAGUCCUGGCCCUGAUGAGCACUUGGGUUCUUGUUCUACUCUCGAGGAGCUACAUUUACAGCAGUGUCAAUUACGGGAUAAGCAAGGUGCGAGGGCGUUGUUUCUGGUUUGUAGGACUGUCCGUGAGCUUGUCUUAGGGGACUGUUGGGGAUUAGACAACAGUAUAUUUGCUGCUGCAAGUGUUUGUCGGAGCUUGAGAUUACUCUCUUUGGAUGGAUGCUCGUUGCUGACGACUGAAGGAUUGGAUUCAGUAGUUCAGUCAUGGAAAGAGCUUGAAAGGCUAAAGGUAGUCGCAUGUAACAAUAUAAAGGAUAGUGAAAUAACACCAGAACUAGCAACUUUAUUUUCUGUUCUCAAAGAGCUAAAGUGGAGGCCAGAUUCUCGGUCUUUUCUUUCAUCAGGUCUUGAAGGGACUGGAAUUGGGCAGAAAGGUGGAAGAUCGUUGCGGAGGAAGUAAAGUGUGGACAAACUGAUGCCGAGAAAUUGAUUCCUUUGUACACUUUGAGAGGUUUAGCCGUGCAAAUAUUGUGAAAAUGCAAGUAAUAACAUUUAGCGGUUUUGGCAUGUGUAUUCCGUCAAAACUCCGAGGAUGCUUUGGUAGAUCUUUUGCUGGUUUAUAACCAAUCGACCAAUUAUCUUUAGGUUUAGAACACUAAAUUUUUCUCAGUUUUGUACAUGGGUUAGCCUUUCUGUACCAAAUACAGUGUUAGCUCUAGCUUUGUGUUUUAGAUAUUCACUUACUUCUUGCACAACUGGAGGAUAAUGUGUACGAGAUUCUUAAAUCUGAUAACUGUACCGAAUUUUCUAGGAAUAAAGAAGGGAGUCAUACACAUUCUUUUUA
This is a messenger RNA of Lycium ferocissimum, 2221 nucleotides long. Its product is annotated as F-box protein At5g07670-like. Gene Ontology annotation, biological process: SCF-dependent proteasomal ubiquitin-dependent protein catabolic process. Gene Ontology annotation, molecular function: protein binding. The record is from RefSeq and is a predicted model, not a curated record. Lineage: Eukaryota; Viridiplantae; Streptophyta; Magnoliopsida; Solanales; Solanaceae. The transcript is spliced from 2 exons. Bases 326 to 1837 code for a protein of 503 amino acids. Gene Ontology annotation, cellular component: SCF ubiquitin ligase complex.